CCUCCUAUAAAUAGAGCCAAUAUGCAGCCUAUGGAGAUAUAGCAAGCAAGUGAUCAUACCAGUAAACACAGAAGCCUCUCUCUUAAUCUUAAUCUCAGAUCAACCAUGUCUUCCACCUGCGGAAACUGCGACUGCGCUGACCAGAGCCAGUGCACAAAGAAAGGGAACAGCUACGAUCUCAUCGUAGAGACUGAGCAGAGCCGCUUUGACGACAUCGUCAUGGAGGUUCCGGCAGCUGAGAACGAUGGCAAGUGCAAGUGUGGCCCUAGCUGCCCUUGCACCAACUGCACCUGUGGGCAUUAAGCACAAUACAUGGAAACAAGAUGCGCAUACUAUUACAUAUAAGUAAUAAUGUUGAAUAAUUUGUGAGUGUGUGUCUGUCAACUUUGUGUUUCCUCCACAUCUAUGUAAUGGCCAUGACUUGAGGCCUUGUCUGGUUAAAUGAAAUGCUACUAAUUUAGUAUAAACUA
This is a messenger RNA of Tripterygium wilfordii, 470 nucleotides long. Its product is annotated as metallothionein-like protein type 3. Gene Ontology annotation, molecular function: zinc ion binding; copper ion binding. The transcript is spliced from 3 exons. The record is from RefSeq and is a predicted model, not a curated record. Lineage: Eukaryota; Viridiplantae; Streptophyta; Magnoliopsida; Celastrales; Celastraceae. Bases 106 to 303 code for a protein of 65 amino acids. Gene Ontology annotation, biological process: intracellular copper ion homeostasis.